Molecule: messenger RNA, 1625 nt
Organism: Hordeum vulgare subsp. vulgare (domesticated barley)
Lineage: Eukaryota; Viridiplantae; Streptophyta; Magnoliopsida; Poales; Poaceae
Product: acyl transferase 9
Exons: 2
Coding region: 90-1349 (419 amino acids)
Source: RefSeq, a predicted model, not a curated record
UAAGGAACCAGCUCAAGCUCAAAGCUCCAGAGCCUCGUCCCAAGACUCCCACGCGCACAAUCGCAAACACACGCCUCAAAGAAGCGGCCAUGGCGUCGUCGAGCUUCAAGGUGACGCGGAUCUCGGAGGGCGCGGUGAAGCCGGCGUCGGAGACGCCCGACCACACGCUGCCGCUGGCGUGGGUGGACCGGUACCCGACCCACCGCGGCCUGGUGGAGUCGAUGCACAUCUUCCGGUCCGGCGCCGACGCGGCCCCCGGCGUGAUCCGCGAGGCGCUGGGCAAGGCGCUGGCCUUCUUCUACCCGCUGGCGGGGCGCAUCGUGGAGCAGCCGGAGAAGGGGUGCCCCGCCAUCCGCUGCACCGCCGACGGCGUCUACUUCGCGGAGGCCGUCGCCGAGUGCAGCCUGGAGGACGUCCGGUUCCUGGAGCGCCCCCUGCUGCUCCCCAAGGAGGACCUCGUCCCCUACCCCGCCGCCGAUCUCUGGGCCGUCGAGCCCCACAACACCAUCAUGAUGAUGCAGAUCACGAAAUUCACAUGCGGCGGGUUCGUGAUGGGCCUCCGGUUCAACCACGCGUCGGCGGACGGCAUGGGCGCGGCGCAGUUCAUCAAGGCGGUCGGCGACAUGGCCCGGGGGCUCCCGGAGCCGACGGUGAAGCCGGUGUGGGACAGGGAGAAGUUCCCCAACCCGAGCAUCAAGCCGGGCCCUCUCCCGGAGCUCCCGGUGCUGGCGCUGGACUACAUCGUGCUCGACUUCCCCACGGGCUACAUCGACGGGCUCAAGACGCAGUACAAGGCGCACAGCGGCAAGUUCUGCUCCGGCUUCGACGUGCUGACGGCCAAGCUGUGGCAGUGCCGUACCCGGGCGCUGAACCUGGAGCCGGACGCCACGGUGAAGCUGUGCUUCUUCGCCAGCGUGCGCCACCUGCUGAAGCUGGACGCCGGGUACUACGGCAACUCCAUCUUCCCCGUGAAGAUGUCCGGGACGAGCAAGAAGGUGCUGGAGUCGUCGGUGAUGGAGGUGAUCGACAUGAUCCGGGAGGCCAAGCAGCGGAUGGCGGUGGAGUUCUUCCAGUUCGCCAAGGAGGAGACGCGGCAGGACCCCUUCCAGAUGACCUUCGACUACGAGUCCAUCUACGUCUCCGACUGGAGCAAGCUGGGGUUCUCCGACGUGGACUACGGCUUCGGCCCGCCCAUGUUCGCCGGACCGCUCGUCAACAACGACUUCAUCGCCUCCGUCGUCAUCCUCAAGGCGCCGCUGCCGCUGGACGGCACCAGGAUGCUCGCCAGCUGCGUCACCAAGGAGCACUCGCAGGAGUUCGCCCGCGGCAUGAAGGAGGACCUGCCAUGAGCGAGCGACUUCCCUUUGCUGGACCGGAGAAAAUCUUCGCGUCGUGGAGCUGCUGAUACGGUUGUUUGGUUGAUAUCGUUGCUGCUAAUGUUGUUGUAUUUGUACCUGUUCUGGUGUACUGCUGCUCUCGUUUUCGCUGUACUUACUUUGUUUCUACAUCUUGAGCAAUACGUUACUAUUCUUAUUAGAAACCUAGGCAGCCGAUUUGAUUUUUUUAAUCAUUUGAUACGAGACAAUAAAAAUGAUAUAUACCUGUAUUUGAUUAUAUUUGAUUGA